This is a messenger RNA of Camellia sinensis, 1514 nucleotides long. Its product is annotated as trehalose-phosphate phosphatase B. NCBI's taxonomy places the organism in Eukaryota, Viridiplantae, Streptophyta, Magnoliopsida, Ericales, Theaceae. Gene Ontology annotation, biological process: trehalose biosynthetic process. Gene Ontology annotation, molecular function: trehalose-phosphatase activity. The record is from RefSeq and is a predicted model, not a curated record.
ACAAACUGGCCUAGUCUUCCCCCCUCUCUCCCUCAGCCUCUCCCUAUAUAUAACCCAUUUCUCUUCCUUCUUUCCCUCCAACUCUCUCUCUCUAUCAAAGAUUCAAGCUUGCGCUGCAAGACAACACGGUAAAAUUUAAUUUUGCACUUGAUCACCCAGUGAUGGGAUUGCUACAAUUAUCAGCAAGUAAGAAUGGAAACUCUGUUUUGGUUCCAUACGAGUACGGAUCAUGGCUGUUAAAACAUCCUUCUUCCUUAGACACAUUCGAUCAAAUGAUGAGCAUCGCAAAAGGGCGUAAGAUAGUAGUGUUUUUGGAUUAUGAUGGAACUCUCUCAAAUAUUGUGGACGACCCUGAAAAAGCUUUUAUGACCAAAAAGAUGCGAUUUGCAGUACAAGAAGUUGCCCGUUGUUUUCCCACUGCAGUUAUAAGUGGAAGGGGCCGUGACAAGGUGCAUGACUUUGUAGAAUUGGACAAUGUUUACUAUGCGGGAAGUCAUGGGUUGGAUAUAGCAGCUCCAUCGCAGUCUCCAAACGAUGCAGAUCCCAAGCAUCAAACUAGGGUUGUUGACAGAAAGGGUAAUGAAGUAGUUCUCUUCCAACCCGCGAAGAAGUACUUGCCUGCAAUUCAAAAGAUUUUUAUUGCAUUGAAUGAGAAGACUAGAAGUAUAAGAGGCAUCUUGAUUGAACACAAUAAAUUCUGUAUUUCCGUACAUUUCAGACACGUUCGUGAUGAGGACUUUUGCACCCUUGAAAAGCUGGUAAAUUCUGUAAUGGGAGAAUACAAAGAGUUCCGUAUAUCAAAGGGCAAAAAGGUUUUUGAGAUACGCCCUGAUAUGGAAUGGGAUAAAGGUCAUGCUUUAAAUUAUUUACUCGACGCCCUAGGAUUCGGCUCUUCUAGUGAUGUCCUCCCGUUGUACAUUGGAGAUGAUCGAACAGAUGAAGAUGCAUUUAAGGCUAUAAGGGAGAGGGGAGAUGGUUAUCCUAUUGUUGUUUCAUCAAGUCCGAAGGACACCAUGGCUUUAUACUCUCUCAGGAACCCAUUGGAAGUCGAGAAAUUCUUGUUACGUUUGGUCAGGUGGACAAAAAAUUCUUCUUCGGCCAAGUUUGGUGCCUAAAUUUAGAGGUCAAAAACCCAAAUUGGUGCCCAUAAACGUAGCCUAUGCAUAUUCUAACACGAGUUGGCAGUCCUGUGGUGUUAAUGUUACAAGGAAAAUAACAUAGCUAGUUUUCUUUUCUUUUUCCUUUGCAAAAUAGGGUAGUGUCCCUCUAUAAUUUGAUCCAACAUGACAUUGCAAGUGAAACUUGAUGUCUACAAAUCAGGAGCAGAUGAUAUAUUGAGAGAAACGGAGCAUCAGAGAACUGUAGAAAAAUUUCAAGAGGUUGAGAUACGGGUCUUGAUAUUUGUUCUCUCUCUCUGUCAACAUAGUGUAAAUUUUUUUAAGUGGGAAACAGGGUGUAAUGUAUAUUUGAAGAAUAUAUGGUUACAUCCUAAAUGAAGGCGUCAUUUUUAUUCA